Molecule: messenger RNA, 2253 nt
Organism: Mus caroli (Ryukyu mouse)
Lineage: Eukaryota; Metazoa; Chordata; Mammalia; Rodentia; Muridae
Source: RefSeq, a predicted model, not a curated record
GAGUCUGUGGUUCUUAGUUUGUGGCGGCUUGGGCGGGACGCACGCGGUGCAGUUCAAGAUGGCGGAUGCAGAAGUAAUUACAUUCCCAAAGAAGCAUAAGAAGAAAAAAGACCGGAAGCCAUUACAAGAAGAUGUAGCCGAAAUACAACUUGCUGAAGAAUUUCUUAUCAAACCAGAAUCCAAAGUGGCUCAAUUAGACGCUUCUCAGUGGCCCUUGUUACUAAAGAAUUUUGAUAAGCUAAAUGUAAGGACAACACACUAUACACCUAUUCCUUGUGGUUCAAAUCCUCUGAAGAGGGAGAUUGGGGACUAUAUCAGGACAGGUUUCAUUAAUCUUGACAAGCCCUCUAACCCCUCUUCCCAUGAGGUGGUAGCCUGGAUCCGACGAAUACUUCGGGUAGAGAAGACUGGCCACAGUGGCACACUAGAUCCCAAAGUGACUGGUUGUUUAAUUGUGUGCAUUGAACGAGCCACUCGUUUGGUGAAAUCACAACAGAGUGCAGGCAAAGAGUAUGUUGGAAUUGUCCGGCUGCACAAUGCUAUUGAAGGGGGUACUCAGCUUUCUAGGGUAAGUCUAGACAUUCUGAUUAGUGCUGAGCUAUCCCUUCGAAUCUUUUGGGUAAGCUGUGAAGCUGGCACCUACAUUCGGACACUAUGCGUACACCUUGGCUUGUUACUAGGAGUUGGUGGUCAGAUGCAGGAACUUCGGAGGGUGCGUUCUGGAGUCAUGAAUGAAAAGGACCACAUGGUGACAAUGCAUGAUGUACUCGAUGCUCAGUGGCUGUAUGAUAACCAUAAGGAUGAGAGUUACUUGCGGCGUGUUGUUUACCCUUUGGAAAAGCUGUUGACAUCUCAUAAACGUCUGGUUAUGAAAGAUAGUGCAGUGAAUGCAAUCUGCUAUGGGGCCAAGAUCAUGCUUCCUGGUCUUCUUCGAUAUGAAGAUGGCAUUGAGGUCAACCAGGAGAUUGUGGUCAUUACUACUAAGGGGGAAGCUAUCUGCAUGGCAAUUGCAUUGAUGACUACAGCAGUGAUUUCUACCUGUGACCAUGGUAUAGUAGCCAAAAUAAAGAGGGUGAUUAUGGAAAGAGACACUUAUCCUCGCAAGUGGGGUUUAGGUCCAAAGGCAAGUCAGAAGAAGAUGAUGAUCAAGCAGGGCCUUCUGGACAAGCAUGGCAAACCCACAGACAAUACCCCUGCCACAUGGAAACAGGAUUACAUUGACUAUAGUGAUUCUGGCAAGAACACACUGGUUACCGAAGCAGUACAAGCCCCUCAGUUAGCUGCUGAAGCAGUAAACAUAAAAAGGAAGUGGGACAGUGAGAGUGAAAGUGAUGAGACCCCUCCAACAGUUCCCCUGUUGAAGGAAAAGAAGAAGAGUAAGAAGGAUAAAAAGCCCAAAACUGUGAUAGAAAGUGGGGGCGAAACUGGAGAUGGGGACAGUGACACCACCAAAAAGAAAAAGAAGAAGAAGAAAGUAAAAGUAGAAGAGAUGUCUGAAUAGUUUAAGCCACUUCUGGAAGCAUGUCCAGCUGGGAAGAGAAAUAAAAAAGCCUUAUUGGAAAAACUUUGUUGAGGGAGUAGAACAGAGGUCCCAGAGUAGAAAGUUCUGGUACACUUUUAGCUGCCACUUGUGACCUCAGUGGCUAGCUGGUGUGGCCAUCUCAUCCCAUCCUGUCCUGUUUUAAGGAUAUGAGAGAUAAAAUCAGGCCUUUGCCACCAACCCCUCUGCUUGCUUGAGGAAGCCACACCUUUAGAUAGACAUGGCAUGGCCUAGUAACUAUCUGCAGCUAUUUACUAAUGAGCAUUUUCAACAAUGCCAUAGAUAGUCCUCUCCUACUUUGCUUUUUUAAAAAGUUUGUAAAAAUUAAAUCUGCUAAAUAAUCUGUGAGAAAAAAAUGAAAAAAAAAAAAAAGAACUAUAUUCACCGGGGAACUCUUAUCUCCGGUGUUCUAUGAGGAUUGCUCUAUUCAGGUAUUAACUUUGUCUGGUGGGAUCUAUAGUGUUUAGCCUAGUACUCUGUAUUUUUGUGUACAACAGGAUUUCUCCAACUCUAUAUGGCUACUUGUGUUUCUUAUGGAAGCCAAAGCAUUCCUGUAUUUGUUUUCUUUUAAAGAAUGGAAUUAUUCAUUGCUGAGAGGAUGUAAUUUGUAGUUUUUUUUUUUUUAAAGUAUUCCUGUUAGAUUUACUAUGAUAAUCUUGGACUGGCAGCAAAAGUGAGAAUAUUUUUAUUAAAAGUCUGGGGUUUAUGUCCUA